AUGGAUGGAACGCCUGAUCCCUCCACUACUGCUCCAUCGCCUGAGCUGAAGGAAGUGGCACUCCCCGUGAAAGAGGAGGAGCAUGUUACGCAAUCAGGAGGUGAUCAUUGUUCUCAUUGUAAAAGUUGCCUGUACGAAGCUUUGCGAGCCAUCUCGCUUGAUCAGCUGGUGAAUCGUGAAAUAGGAAGUUUUGGGAGACGAUGUGCGCUCACCCCAGAAGCGAGAGUCAUUGUCGCCAACGUGAGGCAGUUCUUCGCGAAGCUGAAAGAUCAUCUCGGACCUGACGCCCGCGGAACCGUUUUCAGUUCAGUCAUUGCUGUGACUGCUACGGCUUGUGCUGUGCGAGAUUCAACGGUCGAAAGGGUCUUAAAACGGGCAAGACAACAAAAUUCAAAACGAAAAUCCGGCGGCUCUGUGAAGAAGAGGAAACUGGAUACUGGACAGAAAUACGUGGUUGCUGACAGUGAGGAUGCCAAAAUUUCGUCGUUUUUGCAGGAUCCCGACAUGCCGCCUUGA
Molecule: messenger RNA, 516 nt
Organism: Cooperia oncophora
Lineage: Eukaryota; Metazoa; Nematoda; Chromadorea; Rhabditida; Trichostrongylidae
Source: the annotation of a GenBank genome assembly